Molecule: messenger RNA, 1439 nt
Organism: Chaetomium strumarium
Lineage: Eukaryota; Fungi; Ascomycota; Sordariomycetes; Sordariales; Chaetomiaceae
Exons: 3
Coding region: 252-1439 (395 amino acids)
Biological process (GO): fatty acid biosynthetic process; secondary metabolite biosynthetic process
Molecular function (GO): fatty acid synthase activity; oxidoreductase activity
Source: RefSeq, a predicted model, not a curated record
GUCUGAUUGCGUGCCUUUGAUCCGUUAAAAAGCUCCCGACUCCCGUAGACUUGAAAGAGUAAGAAUGUUGCAUUAGUUAGAACUGAGGUCAUCUGUUUGCGUUAUGAAAUGGAACUACAGACGAGACAAAGAGAGCUCACAGUGCCGCAGCUGGCGCCGAAUCUGCCAUCUCCGCUCUGCUCUCUCUCUUCUCCUCUGACUUGCACGAUUCCAGCGUCCUCUAACCCAUUGCAACCUUCGUAUAGAGGUGUAUGGUAAAGGGCAUAUUGGCUGAUAAAGAAGACGAAGAAUUGGAUGUGGACAGCCAGAUCUUGACGGGGCGGCUAGUGGACGAUGUAGAUGCCAACAAAGACCUCACUUCGUCUCUAGUACCGGAAGCCAUUACCGAGCCGUGGCUGCCAGGGCCGCCGCUCACACUGGCCAUCCAAACCCGGGGCCAGCUCGAGACGCUGCAGUUUCGAGAAGACCCCGCCUACUAUGACGAGCUGGGCCCGACAGACGUCGAGGUGGAAGCCAAGGUGUGGGGUGUCGGCUUCCGCGAUGUGUUUCUUGCCCUCGGCCGCUUGGAGGAUGAAGACGAUUUCGGCGCGGACUGCGCAGGCAUCACCACAGACGACAUGAAGACCUACCCCCGGGCGCACGAAUGGACCACGGCCAAGAUCCCGGACGCCGUGUCGUUCGAAGACCCUUGCGCCGUCAUCAUACCGGGCAUGACCGCGCUGCAGCCGCUCAUCGAGGUCACGCGCCUCCAGAAGGGCGAGAAAGUCUUGAUCCAUUCGGCGUCGGGCGGCACGGGCCAGGUGGCCGUGCAGAUCGCGCAGAUGGUCGGGGCCGAGGUCUUUGCGACGGUGGGAUACGACCACAAAAAGCAGCUCCUCAUGGACCUGUACGGCGUCCCCGCCGAUCACAUCUUUUACAGCCGAGACACCAGCUUUGCCCGAGGGGCCAUGCGGAUGACGAAGGGGUUUGGGGUCGACGUUGUGCUGAACUCGCUGGCAGGCGAAUCCUUGCGUGCCUCGUGGGAUUGCAUUGCUCCGUGCGGAAGGAUGGUCGAGAUCGGCAAGGCCGAUAUCAACGCCAACGCGUCGCUGCCCAUGGCUUGCUUCGCGAAGAAUGCCCUGUUCGCGGGCGUCGACCUGCACCACAUCGUCAAGGACAUGAAGAGGAAGGAGCUGGCACACAAGCUUCUGCAGAAGACGAUGGAUCUCGCCAGGGAGGGAAGCAUCCGGGCGCCGAGACCCCUGGAUGCCUGCGACGUGGACGCGGUGGAGGAUGCGUUUCGCUAUCUCGCGAGUGGGAAGAAUACAGGCCGGAUCGUGAUCCGAAUCGAUCCGUCAACGAAUGUCCAGGGAAGCGGUCUCGGCGGCAUCGGCCGUUCCAUCCUACGAUGGAUGGUGUCGCGAGGGGCGAAAUACCUGCUCGUCCCGUCGAGGUCUUAG